GUCAUCGCCUGCUCAGCGACUCUCCACUCCUUCGACGUAAAGAAGCUGUCAGAGAGGAUCAUGCACUUCCCCACCUGGGUGACCUGAAGGGAGAGGAUUCUGUCCCUGAGACCGUACAUCACGUGGUCGUACCUGUCAACCCUAAACACGACCGCAGCUGGGAACGCCUCGACCGCAAGAACCACAUCCUGACUGAUGAGGUCCAUGCUAAAGACAACACCAGACCAGGAGCCAACAGCUCAGAGAUGUGGUCUGAGGCCAUCAAGAUCUUGAAGGGGGAGUACACCAUCAGAGCCAUCAGGGAACACAACAUGGACCAGGCCAUCAUCUUCUGUCGGACCAAGAUCGACUGUGACAACAUGGAGCAGUACUUCAUCGUACAGGAGGAGCCACGGGCGGACGUGACCUCACUUAGCCACGGGCGGGACGUGACCUCACUUAGCCACUGGGCGGGACGUGGCCUCACUCUAGCCACGGGCGGGGACGUGGCUCCACUUAGCCACGGGCGGGACGUGGCCUCACUUAGCCACGGGCGGGACGUUCACUUAGCCACUGACGGGACGUGCACCUCACUUAGCCACGUGGGCGGGACGCGGCCUCACUUAGCCACGGGCGGACGUGACCUCACCAGCCACGGGCGGGACGUGACCACCAGCCACUGGCGGGACGUGGCCUCACUUAGCCACUGGCGGGACGUGGUUUCACUUUGA
This is a messenger RNA of Oncorhynchus nerka (sockeye salmon), 710 nucleotides long. RefSeq names its product ATP-dependent RNA helicase Ddx1-like. NCBI's taxonomy places the organism in Eukaryota, Metazoa, Chordata, Actinopteri, Salmoniformes, Salmonidae. The annotation marks the transcript as partial. The transcript has 4 exons. The record is from RefSeq and is a predicted model, not a curated record.